Messenger RNA from Betta splendens (Siamese fighting fish), 1856 nucleotides. It is a transcript of the gene c8b, whose product is annotated as complement component 8, beta polypeptide. The transcript has 12 exons. Bases 99 to 1856 code for a protein of 585 amino acids. The record is from RefSeq and is a predicted model, not a curated record. NCBI's taxonomy places the organism in Eukaryota, Metazoa, Chordata, Actinopteri, Anabantiformes, Osphronemidae. Gene Ontology annotation, molecular function: protein binding. Gene Ontology annotation, cellular component: membrane attack complex. Gene Ontology annotation, biological process: immune response.
ACUGAGUUCACAUCCAGGUGAGUAUCGAUCUGGGAGUGUUUGCACAGAGCGAAGGACAGCGCUGUCGCCUCGUUCACGCUCGGUCCCGACACACAACCAUGUUUUCUGCAGCGAUGCACAGGAGUCUACUCUGUGUUACUUUGACUUUGGCCUUUAUAAGCGAGGUUGGCGUCACGGCAGCGGGCCAUGGGGAGCCCAGCGUGCGCGAGGCCCGAGCGGCGGGCGGUGGGGGGGUGGUGCACCCGGUGGACUGCGCCGUGUCCGAGUGGAGCGCCUGGUCCCGCUGCGACACAUGCCAGAGGAAGCGGUAUCGCUACUUGAAGCUUGAGCAGCCGUCGCAGUUCGGGGGAAACCCGUGCGACACUCACGACCGGGAGGAGGAGGCCUGCGAGGUGCCAGCGCGCUACACCUGCGACAACGUGCCUCUGUGCGAGGGGUUUCUCUGCAACCAAACAGGUCGCUGCAUUCACAGAACUCUGAAGUGUAACGGGGAGGAUGACUGUGGGGACAUGUCUGAUGAAGUGGGCUGUAAGAAGGCGCGCAAGCCCUGCCGGGAGGAGGCCGAGGAGUACUGGGGCAUUGAGAACCUCGCCAAAGGAAUCAACGCCCUGAACAGCGAACUGGAAGGACUGGUGCUGGAUAACAGAUACUAUGCCGGCAGCUGUUUGCCGCACUACGUCCAGGACGUGCGCUUCAGGAAGCCUUACAACCUGCAGCAGUUCACUUAUGAGACAAAAGGCUCAUAUGACUUCACCCUGGAGGCUUUUUCGUCCUACUCUAACUACAUGGAGGAGAUGACCAAGGAGUACUCGUCUAAGACGUCCUUUUCAAUAGGCUUCGGCGUUCCCGGCCUGUUCGACUUUGGCUUCAACUACAGCGGCAGCAAAUACAGCAAGUCAGUGCGGAAGAGUCGUCGGGCCUCGACGAAGGUCAACAGCUUCGUGAGGGCCAAGGCGGAGCUGGAGUUGGCUCAGUACAUGCUGAAGUCGGACGAUCUGAUGCUUCACCCCGGGUUCCUGCAGCGCCUGCGCUCCCUGCCACAGGCGUACGUCUACGGGGAGUACAGGCAGAUAUUCAGAGACUACGGCACCCACUACAUCACAGAGGCCGCCCUGGGAGGAGACUACAGUCACACCAUUAUAAUAAACAAGGACAAGCUGCAGAAGUCGGGUUACACUUUGGACCAGUACAAGAACUGCGUGCAGGUUGGCCUCAACGUGGGGGUCAACAUAAAAGGCGUUUAUGUGACCGGAGGAGUCGAAGGCGGCGGCUGCGACGGUUUGCUGAACGAGAUGGGGGAGGACACGGUGAAGGGCAGCAUGGUGGAGGACUUCAUUGCCGUGGUGCGUGGGGGCAGCAGUGAAUCCAUCACUGCGCUGGUGUCCAAGAAGCUUCCCACCCCAGCGCUGAUGGGGCUCUGGGGUGAAGGCGUCCGCUUCAACCCCGAUUUCAUACGCAAAACAACACGUCCAAUAUAUGCACUGGUGACGUCCAGGGACUUCAGCAAUGACGCCAUCCUGAAGACGAACCUGAAGAGAGCCCUGUCAGAGUACCUGGCAGAGGCCAGCGCCUGUCGCUGCGCUCCCUGCCGCAACAACGGAGUCGCUGUUCUAAAAGGCUCCCGGUGUGACUGCGUGUGCCCCCUCGGCUACACCGGCCGUGGCUGCGAGACGACUCAGCGACAAAAAGAACUCGCCAUCGACGGCGGCUGGAGCUGCUGGGGCGGGUGGUCCCCCUGCAGCGGAGGCGCCAAGACGAGGAGCCGGCAGUGUGACAACCCAGCGCCCGGCAACGGGGGCAUGGACUGCAGAGGACUGCAGCAGGAGUCCACGGAGUGCGCGUCCUUCCAGAAAUAA